AUGGAAGACAAAAAAUACGAUCCAUCAAACAAAACGAAGGAAAAUGUAAAAUUCUCAAAAUUUGUAACCUCGCUAAGUUUUAUGAAAAAAAAUAUAAAUGAUAAAGAAGAAGGAAUAAAGAAAAAAGUUAAGUACGCCAAUGAUGAACAUGUGUGGAUACUGAAGGAGUACGAAGAGGAGGGAAAUGCCUUUUUGAAGAAACAGGCGGCACAGAAAAAUAAAAAUAAUGUGUCCCUGAAUUGCCUGGGAAGAAAAUCAUACAAGAAUUACAACAGCUACGUAAAUCUGUAUAAUAUAGAAAUUAAAAAAUUUAUCAACUCCGUUCGAAAGAACAAGCCAGUCAAUUCCAUGAGGUAA
Messenger RNA from Plasmodium fragile, 357 nucleotides. RefSeq lists its product as uncharacterized. The record is from RefSeq and is a predicted model, not a curated record. NCBI's taxonomy places the organism in Eukaryota, Apicomplexa, Aconoidasida, Haemosporida, Plasmodiidae. The coding region runs from base 1 to 357 and encodes 118 amino acids. The transcript has a single exon.